Molecule: messenger RNA, 1644 nt
Organism: Ostreobium quekettii
Lineage: Eukaryota; Viridiplantae; Chlorophyta; Ulvophyceae; Bryopsidales; Ostreobiaceae
Source: the annotation of a GenBank genome assembly
AUGCGGCGCAGGCGGCCGGGCUGGGCCCAAAAGCAGGUCACUAUAUCCCACACGCUCACGCCGGCGGAAAUCCAGGCGGACUUGGCCGAGGUCGCGGGCUGCGUGGAGGGUAGCGACAUGCGGCGCGCCAGGGCGCAAUCAGAGGAAGACAUCGAUGGCGACGACGGGUACUAUGAGGUGGAGAAAUUGCUGGAGAUGAGGGUGAAGAGGCGCAUGCGACAAUUCAAGGUGCGGUGGAAGGGCUGUGGUCCAGAGGAAGACCAGUGGGUCAACGAGGUGGACUUGGGGGAGGAGCCCACUUGCUACGAUAUGGACAGCAGCCUGAAAAAUCUCUUGGAGCAAGGACAUGUUACAGCUGCUCCCAUGGCCCAAUCGUCGGUCCAAAAAGUGUCUCCCGCUGGUGCCAGACCUUUGCCCAAGGUGGAUGUCUCCGACCUGGAAGCCAAGCCUCGGGCUCAAGAUGACUGGGGUCAAGUUCGGACUGUGACAUCAACUGGUGGUCCCAUUUCUGAGACACACGCAAAGACUGGGAGCACAGACUUCUUGUCAGCACGUUCGACGCCCACUGAGGAGGUGGCUGCUGGUGACGUUACUGCAGCUGUGCAGGCUGUUGACGCUGUGGUUGCUGCCACCAACGAUCAUUCUGAUGGUGUUGCUGUCGAUGCUCUGGCUUCCCCCUCUGAACAGGAGGAUGAGGAGUUUGAAGAUUGCGAAUCGGGUCCUGGGGAGGAGGGCAUUGUGGAGAUGCUUCUUGCUCGCAAAGAGCUGCACAAUGGCAUCGUGAAGUACUUGGUGAGGUGGGCAGGGGAGGGGUCUGACCAGGACAUGUGGAUUCCUGAGUGCAACUUGACCCAGCCCAUAGACAGCUACAAGAUGACGGCAGAGGUGGCCAAGGAAGUUGGUGUGCCACACCUUGGGGCCCGCCAGGAGCGAUCGCUGCUCAGGGAUGUGGAGGCAAAGUGGAACGAGGUAGAACAGAUAGUGUCCGGGGAAGAGGCGUCCCAAGAUGAGGAGCUGGAUGAAGAUGACGAUGCUGAGAAUAUCAGAUCCACAUCGCAGGGUGUUGAUGUUGUGGAUGCUGACAUUGAGGGGACAGGGGGAGAGUUUAGUGGAGGGUACUAUCCAGUGGCACAAAUUGUCGAUGUACGGUUGUCACAGACCAACAUUAGUAGGAAGACGUCUUACAAGGUCCGAUGGAAGGGCUAUGGGCCGGAAGCGGACACCUGGGUGAUGGAGGAUGACCUGGGUGCCAGUCUCGACCAUUACCAUGUGGACCCUAAGGUCUACAGUAAGCUGGACAGAAUGGCGGCAAGGUCUACUCAAAGCACACCUCAGAAGAAGAGGAAACGACAGGUGGUAGCCAGACAGCGAAGAAGAGCUUCUGUGGCCAGGAAAGCACCCAAAAGGAAGGGGGUUGAGGGGCUGAAGAACUCAUCAGGUGAUGAGAAUGAAAAGGGGGAGUUCUGGGCCGUGGAACGCCUCCUCAGCAUGCGCCAUGACGGUGAAGGCGGCAGGGAGUUCAAGGUGCGCUGGAAAAACUACAGCUGGCGCUUUGAUACCUGGGUGAAAGAAGAGGACCUCAGGGAGGCUGUCCACAAAUUUGAGAUGUCGCCUGCCCUGAGGUGCCACUUGGGCAACCAUUAA